AUGGGGAUUGUUAAAGUUGUCCAAAACAAGGCCUACUUCAAGAGAUACAAAGUGAAAUUCAGAAGACAGCAAAAGGGCAAAACUGACUACUAUGCUCAGAAACGACUGGUAAUCCAAGAUAAAAAUAAGUACAACACCCCUAAAUACAGAAUGAUCGUUCAUGUAACGAACAGAGAUAUUAUUUGUCAGAUUUCUUAUGCCUGUAUAGAAGGAGAUAUGAUAGUUUGUGCAGCUUAUGCUCAUGAACUCCCAGAACGUGGUGUGAAGUUUGGCCUGACAAAUCAUGCUGCAGCAUAUUGUACUAGCCUGCUGCUGGCCCACAGGCUUAUUAAUAGGUUUGGUAUGGACAAAAUUUAUGAAGGCCAAGUCAAGGUGACUAGAGAUAAAUACAAUGUGGAAAGCAUUGAUGGUCAACCUGGUGCCUUCACUUGUUACCUAGAUGCAGGACUUGCCAGAACUACUACCAGGAAUAAAGUUUUUGAGGCCCUAAAGGGAGCUGUCAAUGGAGGCUUGUCUAUCCCUCAGUACAAACGGGUCCCCAGUUAUGACUCAGAAAGCAAAGAAUUCAGUGCUGAGGUACACCAAAAGCACAUCAUGGGGCAGAAAGCUGUAGAUUACAUGCAUUACCUGAUUGAAGAAGAUGAGGAUGCUUAUAAGAAACAAUUCUCUCAGCACAUAACGAACAUAACUCCAGACAUGUUGGAGGAGAUGUAUAAGAAAGCUCAUGCUGCAAUACGAGAGAAUCCAGUGUAUGAGAAGAAGCCUAAGAAAGAAGUUUAA
Messenger RNA from Dama dama (fallow deer), 780 nucleotides. Its product is annotated as large ribosomal subunit protein uL18-like. The record is from RefSeq and is a predicted model, not a curated record. Gene Ontology annotation, cellular component: cytosolic large ribosomal subunit; ribosome. Lineage: Eukaryota; Metazoa; Chordata; Mammalia; Artiodactyla; Cervidae. The transcript has a single exon. Gene Ontology annotation, molecular function: 5S rRNA binding; structural constituent of ribosome. The coding region runs from base 1 to 780 and encodes 259 amino acids. Gene Ontology annotation, biological process: translation; ribosomal large subunit assembly.